Drosophila teissieri is the source of this 1590-nucleotide messenger RNA. It is a transcript of the gene SmydA-3, whose product is annotated as SET domain-containing protein SmydA-8. The coding region runs from base 58 to 1569 and encodes 503 amino acids. The transcript is spliced from 4 exons. The record is from RefSeq and is a predicted model, not a curated record. Lineage: Eukaryota; Metazoa; Arthropoda; Insecta; Diptera; Drosophilidae.
UAAUCCCAAUCGGAUGGGCUAAAAUCGCGACCAGUGCAUUUGCCGUGCGGCGACAGAAUGUUGAAGGCCCGUCUGCAGGAGGACGCCCUGCUGGGACGCUGUUUGGCCACCUCGUGCUCCGUGGAGCGGGGCGAGCUGGUGCUGGAGGAGCUGCCCUUCGCCCGCGGACCGAAGCGCGACAGCGGCAUCGUCUGCCUCGGAUGCUACCAGUUCCUGCAGUUCGGAGAGGAUGGCGAUUCGCUGGACCGCUGCGAACUCUGCGAUUGGCCGCUGUGCGGAUCGUGUGCCGACGACGAAGACGUCACGGAGCACCGCGGAGAGUGCCAGGUCUUCUCCGCCGCACGUGUCACUUUCGCCGGGAAUGUGAGCGAUGAUGGCGUCUGCCCGCAGUUGGAUUGCAUAACCAUAUUGAGGGUUCUGCUGGCCAAGGAGGCGAAUCCCGAGCGAUGGGACAACGAGGUGGCACCCAUGGAGCACCACGAGGAGGAGCGCAAGAAGGACGCCGAUGUGUGGCAUGCAGAUCGCGUGAACAUCGCUCAGUAUUUGCGCGGUCCCUGCAAACUGGCCUCCCGAUUCAGCGAGGAGCUGAUCAUGCAGGUGGUCGGUGUGCUGGAGGUGAACGCCUUUGAGGCGCGGAGCCCCAAGGGCUAUCCACUGCGGUGUCUCUUCCCCUACACCGGCAUUCUGGCCCACAACUGCGUGCCCAACACAUCCAGGAGCAUCUAUCCCAGCGAGGGAUACAAAAUCAGACUGCGUGCCAUGGUGGAUCUGGAGGAGGGUCAGGCCCUGCACCACAGCUAUACCUACACAUUGGAUGGCACUGCCCAGAGACAGAAGCACCUGAAGCAGGGCAAGUUCUUCACCUGCCAAUGCGAUCGCUGUCUGGAUCCCACGGAAUUGGGGACGCACUUCUCCAGCCUGAAGUGUGGUCAGUGCGCCGAGGGAUUCCAGGUACCCAGGCAGCCUACAGAACCGGACACCAGUUGGAAUUGCGCGAGCUGUGGCUCCGACACCAGCAACGUGGAGGCACUGUCGAUGCUGCAAUCGCUCCAAGCCGAGGUAAAUGCUGUGCAGGCGCUGCCCAUGGCCGCCAAGCGGCUGGAGGAGGUCGAACGACUGUUGCGCAAGUACAAAUCCCUGCUGCAUCCGCUGCACUUCAUAGCCACUGGGCUGAGGCAGCUGCUCAUCGAGAUGUACGGGCGAGUCCAGGGCUACGAGAUGGUACAGCUGCCGGACCACCAGUUGGAGCGCAAGGCAGAGCUCUGCCGCCAAGUGCUGAGAGUGCUGAACACCUUCGAACCGGGUCUGAGUCGCACACGCGCCAUGAAUCUUUACGAGCUGCACGUGCCACUGGUGCUCCUGGCCAAGAGUGGCUUCAUUGCCGGCAAGCUGAAGGGCGGUGAGCUGCGAGCGCGCCUCGUGGACGCCAUAGAUCUGCUGACGGAGUGUGUGCAGAUCCUGGAGUUCGAGGACAAGAGCUCCCAGGAGGGAGUGCUGUGCGUUGUGGCGAAGCAGGCACUGAAACAGCUUACGCUGAGCGUGGAGGGACUGGGAAGCGAACUCGAUUGAUUACUUAUGCAUAUCGGUUAG